Molecule: messenger RNA, 8133 nt
Organism: Schistosoma intercalatum
Lineage: Eukaryota; Metazoa; Platyhelminthes; Trematoda; Strigeidida; Schistosomatidae
Source: the annotation of a GenBank genome assembly
GGAAAAAAAAUGUCUCGUGUGCAGUGAAGGUCGCAGUAGCCGCAAUAAAGUGUCAGUCCCUCAUUACUUAUAAUUCAUCUACUAUGGGAGGGAAAAAAAAGGCUACUACUCAUAAACCAAGAGUUAAGGAAAAUUCUAAGCCUUCCAGCAGCGACAAGGCCACUAGGUUUUUGGUUGAACAUACUGGAGGUCUAGGGGUACCUUUAACAUGUCUUUUGGAUACGAAAUUACAAAGUGUCAUGCUUAAUACUGAUGAGCUGAAAACGGAAAGUUGUCAGGGGAAGUUAACUGGGUUCGUUCCUAUCCUUCAAGACCCAGAUGCAUCAGGUUUAGACACACAACUUCUAAAUAUUUUAAGACGUCUAGAAAAGCGCGAUUCGGUUACCAAACAAAAGGCAUUGCGUGAAUUCUGUGAACUUCUCAAACCCGAAUCAAAUAAAUCUGAGUGCAUUUCUGUGAGUACAAGCUCAAUUGUGGCUGUUUUACCAUUUUGGCCAAGAAUUUACCAUCGUCUUUCGUUUGAUGGGGAUAGGAAAGUUCGUGAACUCGUUCAAACAACUAUGCAUGCACUUGCAUCUCGUGUUGGCAAAGAUUUAGGUCUAUACCUAAAGCAGGUAAAUGUUAUCCAUAAGUUUGUACCAUUUCAAUGUAAUCUUUAAUUAUAAUUUAUGACCAAUAAACGUAGUUUGGUACUAAUGAUGGUCACCACAGUAAUGUAUGACCGUUCUAGAAUCUUCAAUUCUGGCAUCUAUUUAGGUUACACUUAUAGAUGUCUUUACAUAUCCCUGGUUGUCAUUUUACGCAUUUAAUCUUUCCUCUAACUGUGAAGGAAUUUCAAAUGAAAUACGUAGGUAGUUUUUUUCUACUUAAUCACUUCAUGUAACCAAACCUAGUUUAACAUGACACGGGCCCGUGUGUAUUUAGACAUUGUUUCUACUUCAAGUCACUGGAUAAAGGUAGAAUAGUUAGUUGGUGUGCAAAUACCGUGGUUAUUGGUAGUUAACAAAAAAAGUGAGCAGAUAUGCUCGAGAGAUUGAGAUUUUCAGGCGAAUCUGAUAUUGUAAUUGUUUGUAAUGUUCAUCCCAAGACUUUGUAACUUUCAAAACCUUAUGUUUUUUAUAUAGAUUUUAAAUUUCACGUCAAUAAAAAUAAUCUUAUCUGUGGCGUAUUUCAGUGUUCUUUAUUGUGAAGAUUUUUAAAUUCAUGCAACUCACUAACUAAACGUAAAGUGUUUUUUAACUGACAUUUGAUCCAAAGUAUAAAUGAAGAUGCUAGAGAUUUUAGCUUGACAGAUAUUUAAGAAAACAAUGAAAACUGUAUAAAUAACCUAUUUGAACGCUUUUUAUUAGUAAUCAGAUUAGAUUCAUCUCUACCUUUUUAGAUAUUAGUUUACUGAAUAUCAUCUAUUUUUAUUUUGGCUUAUAUGAUGAUACUUUUUAGAUUGUACCAAUAUGGACUUUUUCUACAGUUGAUACCUAUGAAUCAGCAGCCCUAUAUGCUACUAAAGGGUUGUAUGACACCUUUCCGGGGAAGAAACUAAUAGAUGUUCACUGUCUGUGCUCUAAACAACUCUUAGAUAUGGUUGAAACUCAAUUAUUUGAACUAACACGUAAAACAUGUGCAGAUACAGUGUCAUAUUCCUCUUCGAAACAUUGUUCAUCCAUGAAGAAUGACGACAACCCUGUGGGAAAUACCAGUACGGAGUUAUCGUCUUACUCUUUUGACCUUUCAUCAACGUUGCGCUUCUUGACCUCCUUUGUUGGUAAUCUGGUUCAUCUUUCACCAGAUCACAAACAACUGAUUCGCCUAAAAAUGUUGUUAUGUCCUGAAGGUAUUUGGGAUAAAGUGGUACGUUGUUUAAAAACUUUAAGGAGCGAACAAAAUCCUAAUUGCCUAGAUCAAACCUACGGGACAUUGUCUGGAGCUUGUAUCGCUGUGUAUAGGCUGUGUUCGGUUUUGUGUCGUAAUUCUUCUUGGUGUCGGUGGAUGAAGGAAGCAAGUGAUGGGAAGGUUCUGGGUGAAUAUAUCAGCAAUAUAACCGUUGGAUCACUGGGUGUUACUUGCAUACUACUUGAAAAUACAUUUACUAGUAAAUCAGUUGAUAUUCGCACUCCUUUGGAGCUCAGCACUAGUGUGUAUUCUUCACUCUGGGAUGCAGCUUUGGCUUGUUUAACUGGACUAUCUGGUGAAUUUGUGUGGUCUGUCGUGGAUUGGAGUCAAACGUUUGUUACGAGAUUGGAAAAUCUUCUUAAUUAUUCCGAGAAGAUUCAAGCUAAACAGGCUUAUACACAUUUACUAUGUCUUGUGAAUGAAUUUCCUCUGGAUUAUUGUAAUUUAAAAAUCCAUGAGUUGGAGAUAUUAGAAAAACUUUUUAUUGACUCAACUUUGUUAGGAUUACACCGUUCACUUGGUCACACACGCGUUUCAGAUGGUGACUACAGUGAAACUGGUUCAUACCAUUCAGACGAUCCGGACGUAUCCCUUGUUAUAGCCACAGGGACUAUGGAAUGUGUACGAUAUUUUAUUGAUCGAUUGCUAACACCCAUGGACGAUGAGAACAGAAAAGAAGUUCUUUUGGCUAAAAAGUUGUAUUCAAAGGUUCUUAUACGUCUUUUUUCUGACUGUCUUAUUACACAUGCACGAGUCCAUACUUCUCCAAAAUUGGUUUGCAGUCGUCCACCACUCUCCAGGCAAUCCUACUUAAAUAUUGUUUUCAAUCAAACUGCAAAGUUUUGCAAUAAUAUUGCUCAAUCUAAUCAUCAGCUAAAAAUACAAAUGUAUGAUGAAUUAAGAAAUACUUUAUUCAAAUGGAUUUCCUUAGGACAAUCAAACGAAUUCUUAACACCAAUAAUUGACGUCGGCAAAGUGGAUCGUUUGUUUAUUGGAGUUGUUGAUCCGUUACGAUUAAUCAGCUUUGUAAAUCAUUUAGCUAAAUCCAGCAACCAGAAAGUUAACCGUUAUAUACAUAAUGAUUCAAAAAUUUCACAAAGAGUAGAUAAUAAAAUGAAUUAUUGUGAUUUAACUUUUACUGUGCAAACAGAGUGGUGCAUUAAUCUAUUUUGCAGUAUUAGUGAUAUAUUACUAAACAACAUGAAUGCAAAUUUGUUUGAAGACAGUCCAAAUGAUAGUUUCCAUAUUUUGGUAUUCUUAUGCAUCUACGGUUAUCUCCCUUUGAAAUCUUUCUCUGCUCCAUGUAUUCUUCGAAAAGUAUUUUCUUCACUGUUGUCUAAACUACCUUAUGAAGUGCAUGCAAUUUGUUGGUCCUAUCCAGUUAUACAAGGCUUAGCCAAAUUAUGGAUUCUUUCUUCUGAAAACAUUGAUAAUGAACGAGACAUCCCCAAUAAUUCAUCGAUUUGCUUAUUAUUCACUAAUAAUAUACUUCCAGUACUGAUUCAGUCAUUACCAAGUCUAGGGAAUAUUUUCGAUUCAGCCAGUGUUUGUACAAAAUUAUUAUCAAAUCGUGUUAGCAACACUUUAUGUUUUUGGGCGCAGGUAUGGUUUGACAAAGUGGUUAUAAGUGAUGAAAUUCCUUUUCCAACAGUUGUUAUAUCAUUCAUGAAUAAUCUGCAUUCUUUAAUAACAAAUUCUUUCCAUCACAUAUCAAGCAAUAAUAGUAAUAAUGAUUGUAAUUCACCUGAGAUGAUUAUUCCUAUCCGGUUGGUUGGAACGUUGUCUACUUGUCUUAAACGACGCUAUGCAAAUGUGUUGUUCUGCGAUAAUACCAACUGUAAUGUCACUAAUGCAUCAGAAUUAAGAAUCGUUGGAAGUUUGUUAAUUCAUUUACUACAUAUGAUAAACAACAAUAAUGUAUUCAGUUCAUCCUGCUUAAAUUAUCUUUAUUUAUUUCUGACAAAAAUCCUGUUUUGUUCAUAUAGCAUUAGCGCAUUCGUUAAAAUUAACGAAUCCCUAGAUGCUUCUUAUUCAUCAAAAUCUAAUGCAGAUGAUCACUUUUUACCUAAUGUUAUUUUAACUAAUGAUGACAAUCAUCAUGCGUACAAUUAUGAAGAUGGUGAUAAUGAUGUUGUGUUUAAUUUAAAAGAAUUAAUUAACCGUUCAGAGGUAAUUAUUUUAAAACGAUUAAAUCUCGAAGAACUGAAAGAUUGCAAUGAGGAAAGCUUCUUUAAUCAAUUCUCUAAUCUAAUUUUCACGAAUACCGUUUCUUCAAAAUUUAUCACGCCAUUAUUUUAUCAUUUUAUUUCUCGUAUUUAUUCAACUGUACAUGAUAAACUAAAUUCUUCAUCUUCCGUUUCAUACUUUUCUAUGCUCUGGCUGAAAUAUUUGGUCAAACACGUAAAACUUGUUUUAGAAGCAGUUGUAAAAAUAUAUCCUUUACCCGAAACAUUUUUAAUUUCCCGCCAUCUUUUACACGAUCACAGCAUAUCUCCGUUAUUUGUAUUGCCAAAUUUCGGUCAGUUAGUCCGCUUACAUCAAUUGGGUUUAUUAUUACGUCUUCAUGUGCAGUUUAUGUCAUGCGAUAACGAUGUUUGUUCAACUCAAUAUUUACUAUGUCUUGGAUUUAUACGUGUCUGGAUAUCAAGCUUUCGUGAGCCAUUGGAUAUAUGUAUUGAUAUUGGUUUGUCUUCAAAGCAAACAGAUUUAAGUGUAUUGAAUAUAAAUGGUCAACUUGAGAACUUUGAGUCAUCAAUGUCCUCAUUUGAAGAAAAUAGAGUGUUGCUUGAUAAAACGUUGGGAUCAUUUUGGCAUGAAUUUACAUCUGACCUUCCACUUUCACGCCUCUUGAGCUUAUCAUCACCAAACGCUUUGAAAUACAUUGUUGAAUCAGAGUCACAAACUUAUCAUAUUCUACAAUCAACAGUAAAUAGCUUGUUAUUGAACCGUUUACGUACUAUGCAUCCAAAUUUAUGGCCUCAUGAUAUCAAACUUGCAGCUAGUUGUAACGAUGAUGAUAAUCAAAACUUAACGUGGACUGACUUAUAUUUUCCACUUAAUUCAUCAGCAGAAAACAUUUAUUCAGAUAAAAUACGUUUUAAUACGUGUAUUGAGCUUUAUUUACCUGCAGGUGUAGUUCGUCGUUGUCUGUCAAGGCAAGAAUUGCUCGGCCGAUUAAAAAGUUUUUCUUUAUCUGUCGAAAAGUGCAACUUAUCAGAUUUAAGUGAUCACCACUUAAAAACUCAUGCUUAUAUUAUUGAGUUGAUUUCAGCUCUUGCAAAUGUUCGCGCAACUGCACCUAUUUACCUCACAACAUUUUCUUCUAUUAUUCUAGAGGAUUACCGAACAUGGUUAGCCAAAUUAACUACUUCUGCUACGGAGGAUAAAAGUUUAUGUUUAAAGUCACCAGUAGUGUUUAAUCUAUGUCUUUCAACAAUUAGUUACCUUGAAUGUUUAUUAUUGUUGUGGCAGCCUUGGCAAUGGAGCGCCAUAGAAUCCGAAAAAUCCCCAAUAUCUGUCAGACCGGGUCUCGUUCAGUUGAGUAUGAGAAUGCGUCAGUUAAGACCUUCUUUAUCUGUUGAACAGUGGGAUUUUGUUCUUUGUUUGACUGUGAGUUGGGUUUAUUCAGUUGGUCAUUAUUUUUGUGGCUCAUCUAAUCCUGGUGUCGAAAAAACUUUAUAUGAUUUACUCGCAACUCGAGUGUUUCGAAUGUCUGCUGCACUUGGUGCAAUAUUUAUUGAACGUUAUUCACAUUUACCUCUAUCGGAUUGCAUCAUUUUAAAGGAAACUAAUAUAGGUAAAAAAGUGAUUCAGUCCGACAACAUGGAUGCACACGAUGCUGAUGAGUGUGAGGAUGAAGAACCUGUAAAUGAGUUUUUUGACGAAGAAGAACAUGCAAAAACAUUUUCUGAUAUUCAGUGUGAUAGUGAUGACCAAUCUAAAAACGUUCUUUCAGAAAAUGUGAAUAUAGACUUCGAAGAGGAACUGGAGACUGACAUUAAUCAGAUGGGUAUAGAAGAUGCCGAUUUAGAUGAUGAAGAAUAUAUGUAUCGUGUUUUCGCAAAAGGACUACCUCUCAUACCUCGUCGAGGAGAGGCACCUCCACUUGUUCGAAAUGACUGGGAAAACUUUUUCGCUCCUGAUCACUACUCCACAUUCCUGCGACUUGUCUUAAAAAGCUGCAUCCCAUUGGAAUAUAGCAAAUCUCAGGCUGUCCUUGAUACUGAUGUCUACAUUCAGGCUUUGUGUGCUGCGUUUGCCACUUGUCCUGUUAAUCAUCUAAUAACUGCUUUCAGUAAUCAAUCUUCAUUGGUUUUUGAGUACUUGAGUGAUGUCCAAUUAAAGAUAGGUCAACCUUGCAUGAUAAGCCAACUUUUCCCGUCUAAGAUUGGGUCUGUAAAUGAUUUCACUGUCGGAUUUCGUGCUAGUCUAGAUAUGGCUUGCAAGUUAAUUGCUUACUCACCUCACCAGUCUGGUCAACUCCUCGGUUAUAUUUUAUUAAACAGACUCUCUGGAACUCGUGUACUACAAGGCAAGAAUGAAACUUCGAUAUCUAUAGCUAAUUAUAUGAUCCGUCGUAUUCCAACCUCUUGGAUGUCGGCUUUAUCAGGACUGUUACCUUCCUCUGUUGAGAAGUAUCUGCAAAGUGAGGUGGCUGCCGAUCACUGGGGUCGCGGUAAUUCAAGCUUAUUGUACUUGCGUGAUUUCUCUACUUCUGGCUGGACAGUCAAUUGUCAAACUCAUCAAGCUCUUCUUGGUUAUUUGUUAGCUUGGGAUAGUUUAUUAAGCUUAAUGACUUGUGCUGGACCCCAAACUCGGGCUUCUCUACAAAACUCUCUUUUGAGUUCAUCAGCCACUAUUUUUGAUAGGUUCAUGCUUACAAUUGGUUUACUUCUUCCAUCUUCAGGAAAUCUAGGAGAUUUUAUCAAUAAUUCUUGUAGACUGGAACCUGAUGAACGCCUUUUACUCCCUAACUCAACGUCUCGUAUAUAUCUUACAGCUGCUUUAACUGUAUUUUGUUCACGUCGCAACAGUAAACGUUUUGUUAACUUAGUAACAUCAGGUUCUACCGGUGAUAGUGAGUGGCGAGAUGCUUUCUCUCCUGAUGACUCACUUCUUCAUAUCCCUGGACACCGAGUGGCAACCGAUAUUAACCAUUUGGCUGCGAGGCUGUUUCGUCGUUUUCUUUCAGAAGCUCCCGCUUUAGUUCGUGCAUGGCAUACUCAACUUACUUCUUUAUCUAGUUUCCCACAAAGUGUAUCUGUACAAAUCAGUCCACUUGCUGUCCACCGUCCUGGUCGCUUACGCCAAUUAGCUGGUACGAUUGAUAAAAUUGUGUCGAAAUAUUUUUCGUCCAGUCUAGCUCGAGAUGAAGUUGUUUUGGUUCAGUAUCGUUCGUAUCUCCGAUUGUUAAGCAAAGAACGUUCUUCAAAGAGUCUAUUUUCUUUGCUUAAAAGUUCAGCUGAAGUUGGAAGUGUUCGGAUAAAAGGUCGUCCUUUAUCACGAGAAAUUAUUGCCACAUAUUACGUGGGAGAUGAUCAUUCGAUGGAAAUGGUUAUUCAGUUGCCAAACAACUAUCCUUUAAGUCCAAUUACUGUUAGUAAAGGGCGUAGUGUUGGUGUAGGAAGUCAACAGUGGCAGUCAUGGCUUUUACAAAUGUCUGUUUUUGUUAAUAAUCAUAAUGGAUCGAUUUUAGAUGGUAUUGAUUUGUGGCAAAGUAAUGUUCGGAAAAAAUUCGAUGGUGUUGAAGAAUGUGCAAUUUGUUACUCGAUUGUGCACAACACAAAUUUCAGUUUGCCUAAAAUGCGAUGUCACACCUGUCGUAAACUAUUUCAUUAUGCUUGCAUGUACAAAUGGUUUACAACUAGUCGAAAUCCUGCUUGUCCAUUGUGUAGACACUUGUUUAUUGAUCCAACCGGUCGUCCUGUAUCAACAUAAUGGGUAAAGAAAAUUUUGAUGAUCGAUGCAGCAAGAAAAUGUAGUAUUUCUAAUUAAUCUGAAUCAAAUGAUUAUUUGUUUCAUUAUUUCCCUUAAAUCUUGUUUUUUGUUACUUUUGAGAAGGAUUACUCUUUUUAUUUUUAAGUAGUUAUUAUUAUUAUAUUGUUUCUGAACUGUUCUGUGUAACAUAAACUAUCUGAAUUUUCUGUAUGUUUAAUGUGAAUGCAAAAUGUUUGUCAACUUUCUUUAUGGCGAAUUACUUCUUGAGAAAAUGUACAAAUGAUGAUACAGAUCUCAGAUAUCUGU